AUGGCUUCCCUCCGCGUCCAGGGCGCAGCCCGUCUGCUGCGCAGCGCCGCCCCGAUGCGGGCCGCCCUCCCGCUGACUGCUCGCCGAUUCGAGAGCUCCGUCGCCACAACCACCGCCGCUCCCCCCGCCGUUGCUCCCUCGACGCAAGAGAACGCGCCCGACUACACCAUCCAGGCUGACAAGGCCACCUCCACCUUCACCCCCGUCCCCAAGAAGAUCCAGGACGCAAGCGAAGACGUCCCCUACCUCCAGGCCGCUGUCCUCUCCGGCGCUCCCAUGGAGCUCCAGGCCCGAACCGUUCGCAUCUACCAGGAGGCCAAGCCCGCGACGCAGUCCGGAGACUGGCAGGGCCACCACUGGCGCAUGGACUGGGACAUCCUCCCCAAGGGCCACAGAUGGGAGAACCCCCUCAUGGGCUGGCAGUCGUCCGGCGACAUGAUGCAGGGCACCAAGCUCAACUUCAAGAGCAAGGAGGACGCCAUCCACUUCGCCGAGAAGCAGGGCUACGAGUACUUUGUGCAGGAGCCGCAGUCGAGGAGGAUCCGCCCCAAGGCCUACGCCAACAACUUCCUCUACUCCCCCAAGAAGCUCAAGCACAUCCGCACCAAAUAG
This is a messenger RNA of Colletotrichum aenigma, 612 nucleotides long. Its product is annotated as NADH-ubiquinone oxidoreductase 21 kDa subunit. Gene Ontology annotation, biological process: electron transport chain. Bases 1 to 612 code for a protein of 203 amino acids. The record is from RefSeq and is a predicted model, not a curated record. NCBI's taxonomy places the organism in Eukaryota, Fungi, Ascomycota, Sordariomycetes, Glomerellales, Glomerellaceae. The transcript has 3 exons.